AAUUUGGCAUUGAAAUGGCAAGCGUAAAGCCUCAAAUGAUCUCAAAGGUUCUCAUCAAGCCCUCCCUUCCUACCUCAGAACACUUGAAGACUUACAAUCUCUCUGUGUUAGAUCAGCUUUCCCCACAUUUCUACCUCCCUAUAGUUCUCUUCUACCCACCACCUGAUUCUGAUAAUUCAUCCAACAACACUACCGUAUCUUCUCAUCUCAAGAAAUCUCUAUCAGAAACCCUGACUCAUUACUACCCUUUUGCUGGAAGACUAGCCCCUAACAAGGACUCGAUUGAUUGUAAUGAUGAAGGACUCGAUUUCUACGAAGCCCGUAUAGAAUGCAAAAUCUCUGAUGUCCUGAAGAACCCUGACCCGGAGACCAUGGAUUUGUUCUCUCCACCUGGAAUGCUGUUCAAUGAAUCUUUCCAGGGAAGUCCCUUUAUUGUGCAAGUAACCUAUUUCAGCUGUGGAGGAACAGCAAUCAGCGUGUCCAUGCUACACAAGGUUACUGAUGCCUGUGCUUUGCUUGGAUUCAUCAAUGAUUGGGCUGCUCUAGCUAGUGGUUCUAUGGUCUCUCCCAUGUUCCUUACACAACAAGUGAUCUCACCGUAUAAGGGUGAAAUCACUGUCCCCGGAAUUAACCUUGACAAGAACAUUAAUGUUGUCACGAGGAGGUUUUCUUUUAAUCCUUCCAAGCUCUCUGACCUCAAGACUAUGGUAUCCGAUGAUUUGGGAAAAAUUCAUAGUCCUAGUAGGGUUGAAGUUGUGGCUGCACUGAUUUACAAGUGUGCUAUGGCUGCAUCAGAGGCAAAAUCAGGCAUGUCAAGGCCAUCAAUGUUAAUGCAGGCUGCAAAUAUGCGCCCCGAGUUGUCCCACCAUUGCCAGAUAAUUGUGCUGGAAAUUUUUCUUGGUUUUUCUCAAAAAGCAGCUCAAGGGUUUUCUGAGAAGUUUGGGAGUGGAUUAAGUGCUGAUAAUUGCUACUCACUUAUAUGUGAGUCCAUUGAAGGGGCAAGAAAAGUGAUGAGGCAAAAUCAGGGCGAAAUUGAGGUCUACAGAUGUAGCAGCUUGUGUAGAUAUCCGUUUAAUCUAGUCAACUUUGGUUGGGGAAGACCAAUAUGGGUGGGAACUAGCACUAGUCAGAUGAAAAAUACCUUUCAUUUGCUGGAUAACCCGAAAUCAGGAGGCAUAGAAGCUCUAGUGACACUGGAGGAAUCAAAUAUGUCCAUAUUUGAGAAGGAUGAAGAGCUGCUAAAGUUUGCUGCCCUAAAUUCAACUGCUAUCGAUAAUUGAUGAUUGAGUGCUAAAAUUAAGCCAGGAGUUUGAAGGUCUUAAUGUCGUUGCUUUUGUCUUGUUCCGUGUUUUGCUAUUGUACAAUUUGGGUGAAUGUUUGUUGGGAAGAUUCAUCAAAGCCACUACAACAGGUUAUUUGGAAAUAGCAGUCACCCCUUGUUACUUAAACAGAUAUCAAAUGAUGUUAGGCUA
Messenger RNA from Coffea arabica (coffee), 1472 nucleotides. NCBI's taxonomy places the organism in Eukaryota, Viridiplantae, Streptophyta, Magnoliopsida, Gentianales, Rubiaceae. The record is from RefSeq and is a predicted model, not a curated record.